Molecule: messenger RNA, 1389 nt
Organism: Malassezia restricta
Lineage: Eukaryota; Fungi; Basidiomycota; Malasseziomycetes; Malasseziales; Malasseziaceae
Exons: 1
Coding region: 1-1389 (462 amino acids)
Biological process (GO): lipid homeostasis
Cellular component (GO): endoplasmic reticulum
Source: RefSeq, a predicted model, not a curated record
AUGUCGCGCUGGGUGAAUGUAGCGGACAUGGAAACAUUAUACCCUCAUAUAUGGGAGGCGCUCACGCAUCCAUACAUCCGGCAGUUUCUAAAGAGUUUUUUUCUUGUGCAGGGUGUGUAUCAGCUGUUUGCCUGCACGUUGGUGGCAGGCAAGAGCGAUGAGCAGCAGCGCAAACGGUCCUGGAUCAUUACCACCUUCGCGGCAUUUUGCUCUUCGAUGAUGUCGAUUCCUUUUGUUUUUGAUCUGUUCUGGUGCCAUCUCGACUGGCGCCGGGUGACAGAGCAUCGAGAGACGAUCGCGGACCCCUUGACCCUCUUUUUCAUGGCAUACUUGUCGUGCGAUCUUGUCACAGGCGUGUUUUGCUACCGAAAGUUUGUCAACUUGUCAAGUGGAUGGAUUCAUCAUAUCGUGUACUUUCUCUUCUGCAUGUACUGGAUCCAGAAGGGAUGGUCCCACUGCUUUGCCAUCAACUUGUGCAUGGAGCUGCCGACUUGGAUUAUGGGCAUUGGCACGCUCAAGCCGCGUUUUCGCUCCUACUGGGCCUUUACCACAUCGUUCCUCAGCACGCGCAUACUCUUGCAUUUGAUCAUCAUUUAUUCACUGUCCGUGCCCUCUGGCAACCAUGUGAACAAGGAGGUGCCUAGCAAGAUGCCGCUCCUUUUCGCAGUACUGGCGUUUCCUAUGCAUGUGAUUUGGGCGUACAAAAGCGUACGUGGCUUGCGGCGUCGUAUGAAGAAACUCGCAGAAGAGGCCAAGGCUCGUGAAAAGGCGCGUCUCGCGGCCAUCGAUGAGGCCACGCGGCUCCUCGACAGUGCCGAUGAAUUGGAGCUGGGACACGACGACACGAGGUUGGCAGGCGCGCCUUCCACUCGCGUCACCCAUCGCAGUAUGCAUGCCAAGGCACGCGCUAUGCAACUAGUGUCCAAUGCUGCGUAUGUCUUGUGGCACAGUGCACCUGAGGCUUGGCGCCAGGCGUACCGCGAAGAGCUGGACUUUAACAAGAAGCAAGGCAUUGAUCCCAAGGACCUCCGGCGGAGUGCACUCGUGCGUCGCGCCUUGGCUCGUCAUCUGCUGCAUGGCAACAAGCGUGGGCACAAUGUCCCACUUGUCAAAGAGGAUGACGAGGACGAUGACCUCGAAGAUUGGAUGUCGAUUACCUCGCUAGACAGUUUCGACCAUGACAAGCCACGCAAGGGUCUGCAAGUGUCCAUCGGCAAAGGCAUCCGAAUCAAUAUGCCUCGCGAACUGGAUCCGAUUUUGCAUGGCCAGAAAUAUGUGGUGAGCGAGUACCCUGUGGAUCGCGAAGCAAGCGGAUCGCGUCGCCAGCGCAUCGUCGGCCAAAUGCGCCGAAGAUUUGAAGUGGCUCGUCGCGAUAUGGUUGUGUUUUAA